This is a messenger RNA of Saccostrea cuccullata (small rock oyster), 3368 nucleotides long. Its product is annotated as proline-rich protein 2-like. The transcript has 4 exons. Lineage: Eukaryota; Metazoa; Mollusca; Bivalvia; Ostreida; Ostreidae. The coding region runs from base 13 to 1197 and encodes 394 amino acids. The record is from RefSeq and is a predicted model, not a curated record.
UCCAGUAACUCUAUGGGAGGCGGUGGUGCCCCAAUGGGUUUAGGAGGAUUAUUCGCUGGUGGAAUGCCAAAACUUAAGCCCACAAAAGGAGGAGUGAAUAUUCCACAGAGGACAAAGUUGUCUAAUGGACCUGUGCCAAAUGGACCCUCAAAUAUUGGUGGGGGACCACCCCCACCCCCUUCCAUACAAAACAAACCUUCAUUUAACGGACCUUCUGUGAGAUCCAACUUCAGUAAUGGACCCACAGGAAGGGGGGUAGGGGGCCCACCACCUCCACCCCCUUCACAAAAUAAACCCACUCUGAAUGGGGAUUUGGUUGGUCGACCAGGCCCCCCUCCUCCCCCUCCCCAAACUAGCAAACCUGAUUUAAGUGACAGUGUUUCAAGGCCUAGUGCAGGCCCGCCCCCUCCUCCCCCACAAACGAGUAAACCUGAUUUUAGUGACAUUCCUCGACCUGGGUCAGGACCCCCAAAACCUCCCCCACAGAAUCGAAAACCUGGUCUUCCGGGACCACCACCAGCACCACCAAAUUCUUUAAAACCUAGAGCAGAUGAUAGUGCACAAAAUGGAUUAAGUGGAGGAAUGCCUCGAGGGGUGCCACCUCCCCCUCCCUCACGACCGCCACCUGGUGGAGGGAAAUCUAGGCCAUCUUCUGGCUCCCAGAGGUCAUCACAGGUCAGACCUCCAUCUGUGGGGCCACCUCCCCCACCACCCACACUGCCUAACAACAGACCACCCAGCAUGGUGGGCAGGCCUCUUCCACCCCCACCCCCAGGUGUUGGCGGUUCUGCAGUACCCCCUCCUCCCUCGUCGAGGCCACCUCCACUUCCCAGAAACAGUGGAUCCAAUCCACAGCUGGACCGCCCCUCCCAGCCCCCUCCCCCUCCCAUGAGGACCACUUCCAGCACCCCUCAUCUAGGAGCCUCACAGCAAAGUAGACGGCCGGGCGGCCCCCCACCCCCUCCUGCCAGGGGACCCAAUGUUGGUGCUAGCAUGCAGCCUCCCCCUCCCCCCGUCAGGCGGUCUUCGGGGAAUUACUCGGGAGAUAAUGACGAUUUUGAUAACAGAUUCCGGUUUCAUAAUGGAAAUGAGUUACCUCCUCCUGAACCAUAUAUGGGCUCAAACAAAAGCUAUCCUAGCAAAAAUCCUAGAAAUCAAGCUAAUCAAAGAGCCCCACCACCCCCGCCUCCAAAAUAAUAGGAUCCACCCAGCAACUGCUUUUAUCCAGUCACAGUAGAGCUCUCCAAUGUGUGCUGUUGAUAGACUUUCAUGCAGGAAAAGGGAGGGACUGAAAACAAUCUGUUGAUCAGAUUGACAGCAAGAGACCACACCCACUGGUCAUUAUAAUCAUGGAACAAUAUGCACCUUUUCUGUCAAUCAGUUCGAUUGACAGAUGGAUAUAUUUCUCUUUUUUAUCAUAAUUCCUGUUGAUCUAAAGGACAAUAUCAGGAAUUUUCUCAGUCUUUCAGCCGUUUUACAUGCUUCUUUGUCUUUCUGUAUUGAAAAAGAGACAUGAAGCAAGCAUCUGAGAAUUUACAGGUUUUAGUCUAUCCUGGACGUGAAUGUAUAAUUUGUAUCCAAGUUGACAAAUAGCAUAAGAGCUGCCUAAUGUAUGAAUUUCUUUCUCUCUAACAGAUCUUUUUUGUGUAGAUUUCGCAAAAUAUUUGUACCAGAAUUUCUUAAUGUAUGCGCACUUGUUAAUUUUACAAUAUGUUGAGAAAUAAUUAUAUGGAAUCAAAAGUUUAGUUUUUAUAUUGAAGUGUAUGCUUAAGAAUCUUUGUUAGAUUUUUUUGUGUGAAUUUUGAAAAUUUGUUUUGUCUCUUAUCAGCUGGUACCAUGACGUUAUUUUUUUUUUUUAAAUAACAUUUCCGACCUGUAUCAGUUGACUGCAUUCAAUGAGGAGAAAAUUUCACUAAUAAACAACUGAUGCGUUAAGCUUCAGUUGUAAUUCUUUUAAUUGAACAUCUAGCAUCAUUUAAUUUUUAAUCCCAAUUUUUGAUGAAUAUUACAUACUAAAAGAUUUUGAUUUCAACCAGACCUUCUUAAAAAGAAAUGUCUUCUUGCCCUCUUCCUACUCUGAAAAAAAGAAUUGGGUAGUUGGGGGGGGGGGGGGGGGGGGGGUUUACACUUGCAUAUACAAAUUUAAAGCAAUAUGAGCUGCAACUUUGAUGUCGAAUUUUUUUGUUGCAAAAUUGUGAAUAACUAUUUCAAUGACAGAAAAAAAUAACUUUAAUAAACUUCUGCUGUUCAUAUUUGCGAUGGAAGAACUAUUUAUAAGCUUCGAUUGAAUCAAAAUUACAUUAUUGUCGUCCUGUACAAUAAAGAUUUCUUAUAUAAAACUGUAUUUUGGAUUGUAUAUAGAAGUAUUUCUUCUGCUUAAUUUUUGUCUAAUUGAUCUUAAAGGUUUAAGUUAAAUACAAGUUUAUCAUGAUAACGCAUUUUAACACCAAAAUAGAAUUUUCAAAAAUGCAGCUCAUAUUGCUGUAAAAUAACUAAUUGAAUGAAAAACUUUGGAAUUUAAAAAAUAAAAAAUUGCUUACUGGAGGUUAGAAAAAAAAGGUUUCGAGUCGGGCUGUUUUAGUAAACAAAUAUUUUUUUUCAAAGAUGGCCUGAAAAUGGGUUACAGUGGCCAGACAUCACUUUUAAUCAACACAAGUAUUCAGUUCAGAUUUUGCUUUUCCUUCAUUUAUUCUGAUCACAUUUUCCUCUUCUUCAUGUAUAUGAUAUGAACUUGAUGUAUUCUUGUCUCUGCAUUCCAUUAUGUGUAUGCAUGCUUUGUGAUGGUAACUGUGUUUUUUAAUCCGUGUAAAAGUGCUAUUUAUCCCCCUUUGGGUUUUUUUCCCUACCCGAAGAGUUCAGAAAACAGCAAGAAUGGCAAUAUUAAUUUAAACCUUUCCUUCCUGAAGUUUACAUCAAGAAAGUUAUAUCAAGAUUGUUGUUAACAGGUUUUCCACACUAAAUUAUAGUCGCAUAACAUUUAUUUUUUUAUAUUGAAGUAAAUUGUUUUUAUUAUCAAAUAUAUUGGACUAUACAUCAGCACAAUGGAUAUCAGAGAUUGUUAAACAAAUACAUGUAAACUGAUUAUUUAGCGAUGAACAAUGAAUUAAAAUAAUUAAGAUUGAUCAGAAGUUGAACAUGCAUAUGUAUAUUGCAGUCUGGUUUAUAAUUAAUGUCUGGGGUAAAGAAGUUUCUAAUGAACAAAAAAAUCAAGGAUUACAUAUGAAUCUUUAAAAAUUGGAGUCAUAAUUAUGGGUAUAUUUAAAAUAUUGUAUAUAUAUUGUAUGACAGAUCCUAAAAAGACAUAUAAUAUUUAUUAUAUAUUAAAAAGCAAACAUGAUGCUAUUUGAAUAAUACAGUUAUUUAUCUAA